This is a messenger RNA of Bufo gargarizans (Asiatic toad), 1831 nucleotides long. RefSeq names its product RNA binding protein, mRNA processing factor 2 (gene RBPMS2). The record is from RefSeq and is a predicted model, not a curated record. Lineage: Eukaryota; Metazoa; Chordata; Amphibia; Anura; Bufonidae. Gene Ontology annotation, biological process: negative regulation of smooth muscle cell differentiation. Gene Ontology annotation, molecular function: protein homodimerization activity; mRNA binding. The transcript is spliced from 8 exons. The coding region runs from base 295 to 888 and encodes 197 amino acids.
CACUUCAGGAAGGGGUGGUAUAAAGAGCAGCCAUCCCGCCUCACUUCUCCUGCACUCUCCCACCUCAGCACUCACAUAGGCACCUCUCCCACCGCCUCCAUAUACCUCAUCACCCGCACUGGGCACUUACACACCACAUGAAAGUUGGGCACAAGCUCUGCCAACUUAAGCUGCAGCCACCGCAAGUUCUGCAGCCCAGGGGUAAAGAAGGGGGCACAUUCUGUACUCUAACAAGGGACCCCACCAUCAGCAACCGUGGACUCUGCGGAGGAAUCAGCUGUGGGUCUGUACACCAUGACUACUCUCAAGACUGACAGUGAGCACAACAAUAACAUAGAGGAAGAGGUCAGAACGCUCUUUGUCAGUGGUCUUCCAAUAGACAUCAAACCCAGGGAACUAUACUUACUUUUCCGCCCGUUUAAGGGUUAUGAAGGAUCACUCAUCAAGCUAACCUCAAAACAGCCUGUAGGCUUUGUCACCUUUGACAACAGGGCCGGUGCGGAAGCUGCAAAGAAUGCCUUAAAUGGUAUCCGUUUUGAUCCGGAGAACCCACAGACCUUAAGACUAGAGUUUGCGAAGGCCAACACAAAGAUGGCCAAGAACAAAUUAAUGGCUACACCUAACCCCACACACCUCCACCCUGCACUUGGAGCACACUUCAUUGCACGAGAUCCAUAUGACCUAACGGGUGCUGCACUGAUCCCAGCCUCACCAGAAGCUUGGUCUCCCUAUCCACUGUACACUGCAGAGCUGGCACCAGCAAUCCCUCACGCUGCAUUUACUUACCCAGCGGCGGCGGCUGCAGCUGCUGCUCUACAUGCACAGAUGCGUUGGUAUCCACCAUCUGAAGCCACCCAGCAAGGAUGGAAAUCGCGCCAAUUCUGCUAAAAGCUCUUUGGAUUGAAACCUUCCCUCCAACCCCUUUCGGAUUUUUUAUUUUUUUCUCCAUGAAGUGAUGUACCAAACAUGAAUAAGUAUUCACUGAACAUUGUAUUUCUCCAUAAGCCUCCGAAUGUUUGGUCCAGAUUUCCCAACAUGGAGUCGUCAAGCAAAUCCCUUGAAUUGGUUUGGACUUUCUGUGGAAUAUUAACCAGUCAGCUGGGUGACUUCAUUAACUUAGUCUAAAUAAAGAUGCCUCAUGACUUCUGAAACUGUGGUAGAACAAGGCAUGGUUACAGCAAGCAAGUCCAGGCCAUGCUUUGUUAAUUUGUGACUCUUACAACCAACCUUUUAUUGCAUGAAUUUACUAUUUAAGUGUGUGGUAAUGAUCUGUUGCUUGUGUACCAGAUUCAGAAGGUCUACCUUGUGACCUUUUUGAUCUAGUCAUGCUUCUAAUGUGCUGCUCAUUUCACCACCUCAAACGCAGUCUGAAAGUCUUCUAACCUGAUCAUCAACUUUAGUUAACUUUUUUCAUUGGAGAGUCAGUUUUUUUGCCAAAUAAUGCAACCUUAUGAGGAAAUGGAGCAAAAGUACCAGUAUUUUUGUAACUUGUUUAAUAAGGAUAUAUUUAUGCAUCGUUUGUUUGUUUUUUCUGUGUGGUAUUAAUAAUUAAAAAUAUAUAUUAAUCUGUCUAAGUUAAUGUUCAGUUAAAGAGCUCAGAUGCUGUAUGGUUUGUCUACUGUACUCUAUGAACAAUUGUGCAAUUUUGUUUUGCUGCAGUCUACUGCUUGGUAUUGAAGUUUUCAGUAUUAUGAAAGGUCUCCUGCUUGAACAGAGAAACUGUUUCUCUAAUAAUGAUUCUGAGAAUGUGAUACUGGAUAAAAUAUAAACUAUUUAAGAAGUGUUGGUGUGAAUUUGAAAUUUCUGACCCAUUAAAGCAACUGAAAACCCA